Molecule: messenger RNA, 2166 nt
Organism: Amoebophrya sp. A25
Lineage: Eukaryota; Dinophyceae; Syndiniales; Amoebophryaceae
Source: the annotation of a GenBank genome assembly
AGGGACGAUCUUCGAAGUUCAAGUUACGAAGGAUCUGAUUCCGUAGGUGUAAAGCAAAUAGACAGCACCGAGAUAUCUUCUGGCAGGACGGUAUUCCCAGCGUAAUUCACACUCAUUGUGCUAGUUGUUCAUCUUCUCGUUUUCUUUUCUCGUUGGUAAGGACUUAUUUGGUUUGCAUAACAAGCAUAGCCAGGAUGACAAGUCGGGGUGCACGGCCACCUCACAUUGUCAAAGAUGAGAUUGCGGCGGCGACCGUGUUCCUGAGUAGAGCCGCGGAGGCGAUUUGUACAUUAAUCUUUCUCUUUGUUAUCCGUUUUUUAUAACAAUCUGAUACAAUGAAAAUGAAUACGAUGUCGAAUGACUGUACAAUGAAGAAGAUCAUUCUUUGCAGAGAAACCAUGUUCGUACUUGUUUCAAUCCAAUAAUGUGGUCGGAAGAUAAUCUCUUCUCAAAAUGUUUUCAGGGAAAAAUAAUAAUAUAUCGACACUGUCGCUGCAAAGACUGAAUGAAAUAUUCGACCCUCGAAAAGAAUUCUUUCGGGCAACCGUCAAAAGCGCCGCCACUCGAGACCUCUGUAGGGCCACCUUGGACCAGCUAGCAAAAAAGGCCCACUCGAUUGUAACCCUCGAGAACUUCAACAAAGCGCUCACGGAAGCCGCGGAGUACUCUUUGUGUUUCAAAAAUCUUCAUCCUUUUGCUUUUUGUUUUUCUUAGCUGCAGCAAACCUGAAAAACUUUUUUUCACCAUCAUGUUAGAAAAAUGGAAAAGUAAUACGAGAUUAAGAAGAUCAGCAUAGGUAGAUAUGAUAAAGGAGUCUAUGCGUCAUGGCAUCAAAAACACCUCUCAUCAGCAUCAGCCGCACCAACAAGGCCGGGGCCGCGCCCAGCAGCAGCCUCCAGACCUAUGCAGCGACGACGCCUGUGUCCACUUCUCGCGCGGCUCUGUCCACCAUGCACUUCGAGGCCAUGACCGUCAUGCAGAUUUCGACUAUUGCGUUUGUUGCGGGCUUGGCUUUGGUUUGGUGCGUGCGCCGCCGCCACCGCGAUCAUCGUCGCCUGUCCGCAAAUGAUGCGCCGACUUUGCCGAAGUACGGGUCUACUGUGGAUGACUGCACUAAGGAAGAAUGCUAGAUAAAGACUCCGACAUCAAAUACAUAGUUGUAUUGGAAACUUGAGCAAAAAGUAUCUGAGUAUACAUAACAGUUUCUAUAUUUGAUAGUAGUAUUCUAGAUACAUACGGAGACGUAAACAUAGUUUCGCUUUGUAGGUUUGUUACUAAUGAUUGAAAGGUCGUGCCGAGCCGAAUGAUCCAGAGCCAGAUCUUCACUAUUAUCAAAGCCGUGGGCUAUCGGCCUUCAACCUAGAACACUGACGAGUGGCAUGAAUUAUAGUUACUACAUCGAUCAUGAAUGGGUCAUGGAAUGAAGUCUAGUCGUUCUGAUCCGGAAAAUCGCAGAUAGUGUCCUUGACAUGGAUCAUUCAUUCUGGAAACAACCUCGAGAGUCAUGGAAAAGGUGAAAACAUGACGUCAGAUUGAACUAUUCACUAUCAUCAUACUAAGUAGGUAUUUAGAUGAUCACGAUUAUUGAAAAUCUACUUUGUCACAUAAAGUUAGUAUUUAUCAGGCACCUUCUAGUUCGGGAAGAUCGUCUACUAGCGUGGCACUAGUAAAGUGCGGCUGAGGAGAUUCACUUGCUUCGUUGAUCUUCACGGCUACUCUAUGUUUCUAGCCCAUUUUAUUCCAUGUAGACAGAGGUAGAAGAUGCCUGACAAUACAUACAAAAUUCCGAGAAACAAAGUGAACAACAUAUGUAUCUGUAUCAUGAACGCGCUACAGCAUGUGUACCAAGUACGUACAUUAGAUGAAAUAGAGAAAAUUUCACCUCCACGACCGCAUGAAAUUCAAACACAAAAAAUUUCUACUCUAUUUGAGUAGGCUGUGAACAAGAACUGUUUGGGAAGUCUUGACAAGGCUUUUUCAUUUGGAAAUGCGAUGGCUUGACUAUGGAUCUGCGAAGGUGAGUCCUCUGACAAUGCAAACAAAAUCAAAAAACGACAGUCGUCAGGAGAGUAGAGCAAUUAUUCACAUGUUGAGUGGCGCAUAUAGACCUUCUAGCUUUCAGUUGAAAGUUUGUCUGUUGUCCCGCCAGUGGUGUCGAACAAGCCA